AUGGCCUCUUACUCCUAUAACACUCCACCUGGCGAUCCUAGGUACUAUCCCUUCAGCGCGACUCCUUCUCCGGCCGGAUCUCCAUCCGGAGGCGCGUACGGAUACAAUACGCGACCAUCACCUCGACACCACUCACGACACACAUCUUCUGGAGAUGCCUACGGGUACUCCCCACGCGGCGCGUUCUCGCCCAGAUAUAACUCCAGCGGAUACUACGCGACUGCUGCCAAUCCCGACGUGACGCCACAGUACGAAACACCACCAAGACAACGGCGCAAGUCGUCUUCGACACCACGACCACACACGACGCGUCCAUCUUCAUCACACAAGAAGACGGCGCCCGCUCCCAAGGCCACCGAGGCCGACGCGCGCAAACAUCGCAUUCCUGCAGGAUACUCGCUCAAGAACUGGGACCCAUCAGAAGAACCCAUCAUGCUCCUCGGCAGUGUCUUCGAUGCUAACAGCCUGGGGAAAUGGAUCUACGACUGGACAGUCUACCAUCAUGGUCCCGCGACACCCAUUGCUGACAUGGCAGGGGAGCUCUGGCUUCUUCUGAUCCAACUCGCGGGCAAGGUCAAGCGCGCCGAAGAAUGCAUGCCACGGAUACGAACGACAGAGAACAGAGAAAUGGUUGAUGACUUCAUCGAGUCAGGGGAACGACUCACGGACAAAUUGAAGAAGCUUUUGAAGUCAUGCGAAACGCCUAUGCUGAAGGCGGGCAAGAAGCAUGGAAAGGAUUCGGCCCAGUUGGGCAAGAACGCAGGAACAGAGUUUGUCGACUCCAUAUUUGGAAGGGACCGACAGCUCGAGUCGACGGAGAAGUUCAUGGCAUCAAUACGUCUAUGGAAUCUUCGAUUCGACGCCAACUGCGAGGAUAUUUUGAGAAAACCAGGACAAUAG
Hyaloscypha bicolor E is the source of this 900-nucleotide messenger RNA. RefSeq lists its product as uncharacterized. NCBI's taxonomy places the organism in Eukaryota, Fungi, Ascomycota, Leotiomycetes, Helotiales, Hyaloscyphaceae. The transcript has 2 exons. The coding region runs from base 1 to 900 and encodes 299 amino acids. The record is from RefSeq and is a predicted model, not a curated record.